Molecule: messenger RNA, 2064 nt
Organism: Anolis sagrei ordinatus
Lineage: Eukaryota; Metazoa; Chordata; Lepidosauria; Squamata; Anolidae
Gene: OVOL1
Product: ovo like transcriptional repressor 1
Biological process (GO): epidermal cell differentiation; regulation of transcription by RNA polymerase II
Cellular component (GO): nucleus
Molecular function (GO): DNA-binding transcription factor activity, RNA polymerase II-specific; RNA polymerase II cis-regulatory region sequence-specific DNA binding
Source: RefSeq, a predicted model, not a curated record
CCCCCAAAAGCAUCUGAUCAAGUGAGUGGAGGAGGAUCCGGAGUCAGAGAGAGAGAGAGAGAGAGGUUGAGACAGAGAGAGACUGACCUCAGAGGGAGAGAGAUUCAGAGAGAGAGACUGACCUCAGAGGGAGAGAAGCCGGCUUGGAGCAACCUGCUUUCUACCUGGAUUCUCCAUGAGCUGCUGAGAGAGAGAGAGGAAGUCCUUCGAACGUUCGCGGGCCGAACGUUCCAUCCGGAGAACGCCGGGGAAGCCAACGUUCCAUCCGGGUUUGCCAAGCCAACUCUUGCCCAAAGUUUUCCUUCCAAGAUGCCCAGAGCCUUCCUGGUGAAGAAACCCUGUGUUUCCAAUGGGAAGAGGAACUGGAGUGAGCUUCCUGAUGAGGAAAGAGGAGAGAUUUAUGUCCCAGUCUCCUUGGGGGGCUAUGCCCUGUGGAAAGAUCCAGAGCCUUCUGUGGCUGAGCCCCCGUCCUACCCGAUGCCCUUGGACAUGACGAUACGGAACACGGUCUACACGGCCGCCCAGCCGCAUUGCGCAGCUCAGAUCCCAAGCGGGACGCAGCAAGAUGCGGAGUCCCUCUUCCUACGGCCCAAGAUGAAGGUGACCCAAGGAGAUGCGCCCGGAGAGCAGUUCUCCUGCCCAUAUUGCCAGAAGGGCUUCUCCUACCAGCGCAUGCUGAACCGCCACCUGAAAUGCCACAGCCAGGUGAAGCGCCACCUUUGCCCUUACUGCAACAAAGGCUUCAACGACACCUUUGACCUCAAGCGCCACGUCCGGACGCACACAGGUGUGCGGCCCUACAAGUGCGACCUCUGUGACAAAGCCUUCACCCAACGCUGCUCCUUGGAGUCCCACCUGAAGAAGAUCCACGGGGUGCAGCAGAGCUAUGCCUACAAGGAGCGCCGGGCCAAGCUGUACGUCUGCGAGGACUGCGGCUCCACCGCCGACAGCCAGGAGGGCCACCUUCAGCACCUGCAGGAGCGCCAUCCCGACAGCCCUCUGCUGCGCAAGGCCUCACGCAAGGCCUCCCCAUCACUCCACGGCACGGCCGAGCCGGGCCCCAUCACGCUGCUGCAAGGGGCAGGCUGCCUCUGAAAGUGCUGUGUGUGUUUCGGAGGGUCUUAAAAUGGGUCUUCCCACCGAAGGCUUGCCAUUGGUUCACCUCCAGGGUAUUUUCAGAGUUCAAUAUGACCCUCCAAGCCCAUGGGAUGAAUGGCAAACGCAAUGAAAACAAAUGAAUUUCUUGCAUGGACCAACUCAUUGGAGAGCUAGGAUCUGAGUUCCAGUCUGGCCCAGUUCCUUAAAGUGUUCAGCAUCAAGCCUUUUUUAGGAUUCAACACAGCGCUCCAAGSCAAUGGGACAAAUGGCAAACACAAUGCAAACAAAUGGACUUCUUGCAUGAACACAGCUCGUUGGAGAGCUAGGAUCUGAGUUCCGGUCUGGCCCAGUUCCUUAAAGUGUUCAGGAUCAAACCUUCAUUCCUUUCUCUUGGAAUCCAUACUCACAGCUCAGGGAUUUUUAGUAUUCAACACAGCUUUCCAAGCCAAUGGGACAAAUGGCAAACACAAUGCAAACAAACGGACUUCUUGCAUGGAUCUAGCUUGUUGGAGAGCUAGGAUCUGAGUUCCAGUCUGGCCCAGUUCCUUAAAGUGUUCAGGAUUAAGCCUUCAUCCCUUUCUCUUGGAAUCCAUCCUCACAGCUCAGGGAUUUUUAGGAUUCAACACAGRUUUCCAAACCAAUGGGACGAAUGGCAAACACAAUGCAAACAAAUAGACUUCUUGCARGGACCRAGCUCGUUGGAGAGCUAGGAUCUGAGUUCCAGUCUGGCCCAGUUCCUUAAAGUCUUCAGGAUCAAGCCUCCAUCAUUUUCUCUUGGCAUCCAUUCUCACAACUCAGGGAUUUUUAGGAUUCAACACAGCUUUCCAAGCCAAUGGGACAAAUGGCAAACACAAUGCAAACAAAUUGAUUUCUUGCACAGACCCAGCUUGUUGGAGAGCUAGGAUCUGAGUUCCAGUCUGGCCCAGUUCCUUAAAGUGUUCAGGAUCAAGUCUCCAUCCUUUUCUC